Molecule: messenger RNA, 276 nt
Organism: Haemonchus placei
Lineage: Eukaryota; Metazoa; Nematoda; Chromadorea; Rhabditida; Trichostrongylidae
Source: the annotation of a GenBank genome assembly
UCAAGACGUACCGUGCCAGGACCAACACCGAGUAGUACUGAAGUGGCAUCGUGCAGCGACCGACUACAUUCAUGCAAACUUUGUGGGGACACCUGUCUCAGAACGUCGCUUCAUACUUACGCAAGUGAGUUCAAGUUUUGUACCAUACUUGUAACCAGUAGAAUGAUUGAAAUAGAUGAUCACCUAAACGAUUUAGGGACCGUUGGAAGCGACAGUGAACGAAUUUUGGCAUAUGGUGGCGCAAGAAGAAGCAGAAACAAUUAUAAUGCUGUGUAA